Neoarthrinium moseri is the source of this 1065-nucleotide messenger RNA. RefSeq lists its product as uncharacterized. Lineage: Eukaryota; Fungi; Ascomycota; Sordariomycetes; Amphisphaeriales; Apiosporaceae. The record is from RefSeq and is a predicted model, not a curated record. Bases 1 to 1065 code for a protein of 354 amino acids. The transcript has 2 exons.
AUGGCCAUCUCUUGGGGAACCAUCAAGUCCCUCCUGCUCUUCUUCGGGCCCAUCCUCCUGCCCAAGGCCAUAGGCUACUACCGCAGCAUCCGCGCCGGCCCGGCCGCCCAGGGCCUCGCCAUCAAGCCGCUGCCGCCGCGGGUCCUGCGCGGCCUGUCGCUGCUCGCCGCCACCGCCCUCGUCUACCUCGUGCUGUCGCUGCCGCCCUUCGCCCCCGAGAACCUCUUCGCCCGCACCCAGUCGCGCCUACAGAUCCCCACCGACGUGCUCUUCACCCGCCUGACCGCCCUGCGUCCAGGCGGCGCGCUCACGCCCACCGACACGGCCCUGCGCGCCAAGUUCGUCAACCUCGAGUCCCGCCUGCUGUACUUGCAGUUCGGCCCCGCCGUCCUGGCCGACUGCCCCUUCUGCAACGCCGACGACCCGCGCUCGUACUUCUACUACGCCCUGCCCGCCCUGCUGGGCGCCCACCUGCGCAACCUCGUCGUGCUCUCGGUCGCCACCUCGGGCCUGCUGACCGGCCACGACGGCAGCAAGUGGCGCACGCCGGCCGUGCUGGUCAGCGCCCUGGCCGCCGCCCUCGACGUCUACCUGGUCAACAGCUACAAUCACCAGGCCAACUCGCGCGCCACGCGCCUGGCCGAGCUGGACCUGUUCUUCUGGAGCGCGCGCCUGUACCGCCUGGCCGGCCUGGCCCUGCUCAACAGCGCCUUCGCCGUGCUGCUGUACCUGUCGAGCACGAACCGGGCCUUCGCCAGCCCGCCGGGCCCCGCCGAGCGCGUCGAGGGCGUCACGCGCCAGCUGCUGGUGGCCAAGAGCAAGAUGAACGCCCUGGGCAUCGUCAAGAACACGGCCAUCCGCGACGAGGACCUGCGCGAGCGCGUGCUGGCCUACUGGCGCCACGAGGGCCGCCUCAUGCGCGAGGUCAUGGAGGAGCGCGAGGUCGUCGAGGGCGUCCAGGACGCCCUGGCCAACCGCAUCAACAUCGCCGGCAUCUCCAAGGACGCCGAGAACUACGCCCUCAACAUCCUCCCCCGCCCGCAGGUCACGGACACGGUGGACUGA